This is a messenger RNA of Oppia nitens, 1081 nucleotides long. RefSeq names its product N-terminal Xaa-Pro-Lys N-methyltransferase 1-like. Lineage: Eukaryota; Metazoa; Arthropoda; Arachnida; Sarcoptiformes; Oppiidae. Gene Ontology annotation, cellular component: cytoplasm. The record is from RefSeq and is a predicted model, not a curated record. Gene Ontology annotation, biological process: N-terminal protein amino acid methylation. The coding region runs from base 224 to 967 and encodes 247 amino acids. Gene Ontology annotation, molecular function: N-terminal protein N-methyltransferase activity. The transcript has 2 exons.
UUUUUGAAUUUCAAUUUGAAUUGAAUCGGUAAUUGAAUUGUUGUUUAUACGAGUGUUAAGACCAACAUUUUGUUUGUUUGUUUGUUUGGUGACCACCCGAUAGAGAGAGAGAGAGAGAGCCGACAUUCCCGACCACUGAUUUGAAUUGUUGGUCGUAUUUUUAGCGGAACCGCCGAUUUUUUUUACUCCCGAAACAAACAGACAAUCAAUCAAUCAAUCAGUAAUGUCCAUCAAUGGCCGCAAAGUUAACGACGGUUUCUAUAGUAAUGGUCGCGAUUAUUGGUCACAAGUGGAGCCGACACUGGACGGCAUGUUAGGCGGCUUUACCACAAUUACUGGCGUCGAUAUUACGGCAUCCAAGAGACUGUUAAAUAAAUAUUUCAAAGAACUGGACAAACGAUCAACUGAUUUGAUCGGUAAUAAGGAUAACGACGACGACAACAAUGGACAACAACAACAACGUGUGACCCGAGCUCUUGAUUGCGGCGCAGGUAUCGGCAGAGUUAGCAAACAUUUAUUACUAAAAUAUUUCGAUUCAGUGGAUCUAUUGGAACAAAACCCGGAGUUUCUGACCGAAGCCAAGACAUACAUCGGUUCAGAAGAUUACAAACGAAUCGGUAAUUCAUACAACAGUGGUCUACAAGACUUUACGCCCGAUCCGGACAUCAAAUACGAUUGUAUUUGGAUUCAAUGGGUAACCGGACAUCUGGCCGACGACGACUUUGUCCAGUUUCUCGGCAAAUGUAAAUCAGCGCUCAACCAAUCGGAUGACGGCAUUAUUGUUGUCAAAGACAAUACAACACAAUCGGAUGAAUGCGAUGACGACACCAACGAUAGUUCGGUUACGCGACCGCAUUGGCUGUUCAUCGAUAUCUUCAAGAGAGCCAAUCUCGAGCUGAUCUGCGAACGAAAACAAUACAAAAUGCCUAAAGGCUUAUAUCCAGUCUAUAUGUUUGUACUCAAAUGAUUAGCCGAUAAUAUCCGAUAUACCCGUUAAUGUCCAAUAAAUUUCCCGAUUGUACUCAUAAUAGCAAAAUUUUUUUUAUUAAAUUAUGUAUUUCAUACACUAAAUAGUUGUAAA